This is a messenger RNA of Chara braunii, 2003 nucleotides long. NCBI's taxonomy places the organism in Eukaryota, Viridiplantae, Streptophyta, Charophyceae, Charales, Characeae. The record is from the annotation of a GenBank genome assembly.
UUGGAACCACUAACCCGGUUGUACACUUAUCACCAUGGUUGAGACCCGUAGUGGGAAGGAGACUAGCCCCUACACCACUGAGCAGCAAGAAAAGAUGGCCGCCUUAGUCAGAGAGAAUAAGGAGAGGAAAGAGCAUGAAAAGCAAGCCAAGCUAAAGGCUAUCGCAGACGAGGAGGCGGCGAAGAUGAAGAGAUUGGAGGAGGAGAUGAAUAGGGUACAACAGGAGGAGGAAGAAAGAAGGAAGGCUGCUGAAGCAGAAGCGGCAGCAGAAGAAGAGAAAGAGAGGAUGAGAAUUGAGAGUGGGGAAGGAAGUAGUGGUGGCACGAUGAAGUGGGAGACAGAUACCGAGCUGGAGAAGAGGAUCAGCGAGUGGGUCGCUAAUUUAUCGUUGGGAGAAGACGAGGAGGCAAAGUCCUAUGUGACUAAGGAUGAGAAGGCUGCGCUGGCCGCUCAGCCAGCAGCCAUGAAAGACCCGAUGGAACGAAGAGAGAGGGAAGACGAGCAAAAGUUAGCAUGGAAGUUGAGAAUGAAGAGGGAGAAGAAGAGGAGGAGAGAGGAAGUGAAUAAGAUGACCGCAGUAGUGGCAAAGGUGCAGGAGUGUAGAGCGGAGGUGCUGGCCCAACCAGACGAUAAGGCCAAGUGGGACAAAGUACUAGGGUACCUGGAGGUGUUGAGGAAGGGCCUGGAUGGAGGAGCGCCAGGCAAGCUGGAGCCAGGAUACGCGUACGGGGGGAAGAAGGACGAGAACUUUGACAACUGGGAGGCCAGUGUCAAUAGUUACAUUUAUUUAAAGCAUAUCCUGAUGGAGGAGCAAGUCCUCGUGGCCUUCCAGGCCCUGAAGGACGAAGCGGCUAGCUUCGCCAGGUCUCUCGCGCGUACAGCCGGUUGUGAAAACAACCUGGUUGCAUAUUCCAAAGUCACUCCUCUUUCCCAAUUCCUCAAGCUCCUCAAGGAGCGGUUCGCUGACCCAACGCGAGGCAUUAGAGCCUCUGAUAAGCUCCAAACGAUCCACUCCCCACAGUGGAGGAGUGCCAAGGCACUCAAGGGUCCCAUGGACGACUUGGUAGCCGUCCCGGACCACGGGGUCACUGAGCCCCAGCUGGUCCAGUUGUUUUAUCAUGCCAUUCCAGAGGCCCUACGCGGGAAUUUCUUUGACAAAUCUCAGCAGGCCGGCAUGACUUACGAUGUAUUGAGUAGAGAGGUCAUCCUGUAUGAGUCGAAGUCUAUGCCAGUUACCACUUUCUGGCAUAAGGACCUGGAGAAGGGGAAGAAGUGGAAAGAUCGUACCAUCUCGGGCCAAGUCAAGGCCAAGGAUCACUUGAUCCUGACAUUAGAGGAGGGUGGUACAGAAGAGGUCCCAUAUGAUCAGAUUGAGUGGGGACUUGAAGAUGAUGGCAAUAGUGUGGGGCAGGGGAGGUCUUACGCUGCUGUCGCGGCUGGAGGGAGGCCGCAAGGAGGAGGAGGAGGCCAGGUCCAAAGGGGCCAGGCCAUGGGAGGCCGAGGACCGGGCGCACAGGGGGUUGGCGGGCAGGGAAACCGCCGAGCGGGAGGUAGGGGUCAAGGUCCCCCGUUGAAUUGCCAGGGUAACCGGUCCCCACAACGAGGAGGUGGAAGGGCGCCUCAAGGAGGAUGGCACCCAGGCUUGCCGCAGGGCAGGCCCUAGGAAGAUCUGGGCUUGGACGAGCGCUUAUGGCAGGAACGUGUGAACAUGGGUCAGUGCGUAUUCUGUGGUGACCCGGCCCACGUUAUCAAAUUUUGUCCAAAGUAUAGACAGGCCCGUUGGGCUGCCCAACAGUCAAAAGGCAGCCGCCAGUAGGGGUCGCAACUGCCCCUACUUCAAGGCCAUGUGGAGAAGGGAGCNGGGGGGGGGGAAGGAGACGGUGUGAUAAGGCUUGGAUCAGGGUGGGUAGGGGAGGCUAGCUGUGAGGGGCGGAUCUUGAUGCUACUUGAGUCGGUGCGUGUGCAGCUGGGAUAUCCAGGGGGAGUAAAGGGUGCUCGUGUGG